Phyllostomus hastatus (greater spear-nosed bat) is the source of this 729-nucleotide messenger RNA. RefSeq names its product collagen alpha-1(I) chain-like. Bases 1 to 729 code for a protein of 242 amino acids. NCBI's taxonomy places the organism in Eukaryota, Metazoa, Chordata, Mammalia, Chiroptera, Phyllostomidae. The transcript has 3 exons. The record is from RefSeq and is a predicted model, not a curated record.
AUGAAAUUUAAGAAGUUCUUCGAUUUCGGCGCCAUUUUCGAGUGGAUCGAGAGAAACAAAACACAAACCCCCUCUGGUCUGGAUGGGCUGCCUGGAACUGAUCCCUCCGAGGGCCGGAGCGGGGGCCCCCAAAAGGGCUCCUGUCUAGGGAGGAGGAGGUUGCAGGGGCCUGGAACUGGGUGGGAGUUGGGAUCAGCUGCCCGAAACUCCCGCUCUCCCAGACUCCUUUGCACCGAGGGCAGUCGCAGGACGGUUUGUGGCCCUUCUGUCCGCCGCGGACCCUCAGGCUCCCAGAAGCGCCAGGAUCCAGACAACUUGGCCAAGCCCGGCUUCCCGCAGCGGCCAUCGCCCCUCAGAGCCGCGAUCCCCAGGCCGGGAAGCCCUGGAGUGGGCUCCCGCCCUCUCAGGCUGCCCCAAGUCCCCUCAGGCCCGCAAUCCCCAGGCCUAGCCGGCGAACAGGUUCCCACCCCUGCACAUGGAAGUGGGGAGGCAUCUCGAGGCUGCCCUCCUGCCUCUCACCAGCUUCCCUUCUCCCUUUCUCCCUGCUCUAUACCGGUCCCCCUCGAGCCAGAAGGAGACCCGGUGGCACCCAGCCCUCCGGGAGGACCUGGCCCGCGCCAUCCAGCUCCUUCCAGUGGGCGCCUGCAGGACCCAGAAGUUCAGCGGCCCUUUGCCCAGGCCGCCCCCGCAAGAGGCAUCGAGAUUGAGGGCGUCCAAACUGCCCUCUGA